Molecule: messenger RNA, 363 nt
Organism: Trichoderma harzianum CBS 226.95
Lineage: Eukaryota; Fungi; Ascomycota; Sordariomycetes; Hypocreales; Hypocreaceae
Exons: 1
Coding region: 96-290 (64 amino acids)
Source: RefSeq, a predicted model, not a curated record
CAUCGGCUGAGAAUAUAGACAGAGAGACCUGAGUUAACGCAUGCAUGCUGUAACUAAUACACAAUCAAAAAAGGGAAACGGAUUGGGUAUGGCUAAUGUCAUGUACGACAAGAAACUUGUUGAUUUUUGUUUUUGAUUUCUUUUUCUUGAUGCUUUUUUUCUUCUCUUUUUUGUCGCUCUCUCUCGACAAAUAUCAUUCUAUUCAUAUUAGUAUUUUUACUUUUAUUCUACAGAAUCUGGACUGCAUUAGUACUUGUUUGUAUUUUGGGUUUGGGAAAUUGUACGUUUGAGACAAAAUUAUGAUUUGUUUUUGAGACUAAAUUGACGAUUGAGGGCAUAUAUAUUGUUAUUAUUAUUUCUCCG